This is a messenger RNA of Mycena indigotica, 2007 nucleotides long. RefSeq names its product Arrestin-C domain-containing protein. Lineage: Eukaryota; Fungi; Basidiomycota; Agaricomycetes; Agaricales; Mycenaceae. The record is from RefSeq and is a predicted model, not a curated record. Gene Ontology annotation, biological process: ubiquitin-dependent endocytosis. The transcript has 3 exons. Gene Ontology annotation, cellular component: cytoplasm; plasma membrane; cytosol. Gene Ontology annotation, molecular function: protein-macromolecule adaptor activity; ubiquitin protein ligase binding. Bases 1 to 2007 code for a protein of 668 amino acids.
AUGACCUCAACAAUUGUGUUUUUGAUCCGGCUCGGGGACACACUUCGUCUCCGAGCCUUAGUCACCUUAGACUAUGAUCAUGUUAAAACUAUACGCCGCGGGCACCAUUGCGACAUGCACUUCUUUCGCCCCAAAACAGUCGAUGAGCAGCAAGACUCCCAGCGAAUGGAAAUCGCUGUCGACCACGAUUUCCUCUUUCUUCGCGGGACCGGGUCAGACAGCGAGCCAGCUUUAUUGCAAGGCAACGUUGUUCUUGAACUGCGCGAGCCAACAACAGUGCGCUCGAUUACUCUCCAGUUUCGGGGAAAGGCAUAUGUUGCUCAACCACCACAACAAGACUCUCUUUCCUCCGGGGGAAAUCCUACUUCAACAUACGUAGUCUGCAAACACAAUUGGUCAUUCCUCGAAGGUGCAAAGAAGAACAGUUACACACUCAAAGCCGGUCGUCAUCUCUUUCCCUUCAAGCUCCAACUUGGUGGUUCGCUGCCAUCCAGUCUUGUAACCGAUGCUAUGGGUGGCGCAUCGGUCUCCUACAAACUACGAGCAGUCGCCCAACGAACCGGACUCAGCCAUAACAUUCAAGCUGUUGCUCCAAUCUACCUUAUUCGUUCCCUAGCUCCAACCGCGCUAGAAUAUCAACAGACACGCGACAUCGAGUACACCUGGAUGAACAAGCUUCUCUUCUAUAUCGCCAUUCCGCAUGUCGCAUGGGCCGCCGGUGAUGAGCUGGUGGCUCUGUUGAAGAUUACCCCACUUGUCAAAGGUGUGGGGGUCUUGAGCAUAACGACAACUCUUCGCGAAACCACCAAACUCCAUGGCCGUCAAGGCAGCCACACAAGAAAGGUCGCAACAGUUGUCCAUGAAAUUCUGGGCGGAACUGCAGUCCAGGUUGUUGAACAUGAAGACCGUAAAGACUCGCGAUUCUCACUUGCAUCACGUGUUCCCACACCCUCUUCCCAACCCGUUGCCGGACCGAGCCGCCUUGGUGAUACCACACCUUCGCCGCCGAAUGAACCCAGUCAAGGAGAGGAUGACGUUGUCACAACGCUGAAACUCCCGAUUCCAUCUCAAUGCACACCCAGUCACUCCCAAGACCCAGUCAACGUAUCCUAUGUCGUACAUUGGAGUGUCCUGGUCACUAACGCGGAUGGGCACAUAUCAGAACUCUUUUGUUCACUUCCCAUAACCAUUCUUGAUUCGUAUCUGCUCAACGAAUCCAGAAGCCAUACCACCACUGCGCGACAGCUCCUUGUAGGUCACUCUGAACCACCAUCUCGACUUGAGGACAAGAGCGAAUUACCCAGCUAUAUGGAACAUGUCAGGGACCGUGUUGCCAAUAUGGCCUUGUCGGAAGCCAACACUCUACGAGUCACCAAUCCUUGGGUGCAAAUGGGUGUUUCCCCCAUCAUUGUGGACGGCCAAAGAGCAUGUCCAGCGCCGUUAGAAGUCAUAGCAGACCAUCCAUUUAUUUCCGAUCCCAACCACCCCCUCUUCCUCGACUGGGUGAAUGCUGAGCUUCUUAUUUCUCAAGGCGCAACCAGAGUAACAUUCCCUACCAAUGCAGAGGUGGAAGGCAGCGGUCACAAUACUCCGAUUCCUCAUCCCGAACACCCAUCGACCCCAACAACUGUUUCUGCUGAAGGAAUCGCGACAUAUACGCAUCCCAGUCAUGCUAGCAAUUCACUACGCGGAAUAUUCACAGCGACACUAGAGCCUGUGAGCUCGUUCUCUCACCCUGCGUGGCUUUCUACCCGCCCAGACCCUAAAACACCGCGUAAUCUCUCGUCGACAUCAUUAUCAUCGGCGGAAACGCUGCAGCGCCGUGUGAGGGAGGUCGCUCAGCCAGUUCCCAACGUUAAUUCCGAGCUUUUGCAUCGUGCAUUUACUGAGGUGCCAGACUACGAAAUUGCCGUCAAAGGGUUCUUGGGAGGUGUGCCUCCAUUGAGUAGUAUGCAUGGCCUACCCUCUUACUCAGAUUCCGAGGGCCUGAGGCAUUCACAUUCAUAG